CACUGUGGGACACAGAGUGGGCAACGUGAGGCGGGACGGAAGCCUUGUUGGGUCAGACAGUGGCGACGCGGGAAGUCCGGACGCCGUAGCAGCCUGAAGAGGAGGCCUGAGACAGAGGCUAGAGCCCCGGUGACGGCAAUGGCGGAGAGACCCGAGGACCUGAAUCUCCCCAACGCCGUCAUCACCAGGAUCAUCAAGGAGGCGCUCCCGGACGGUGUCAACAUCUCCAAGGAGGCCCGGAGCGCCAUCUCCCGCGCCGCCAGCGUCUUCGUGUUGUACGCCACGUCCUGUGCCAACAACUUCGCGAUGAAAGGGAAACGCAAGACACUGAAUGCCAGUGACGUGCUCUCUGCCAUGGAGGAGAUGGAGUUCCAGCGGUUCAUCACCCCGUUAAAAGAAGCUCUGGAAGCAUAUAGGAGGGAGCAGAAAGGCAAGAAGGAAGCUUCAGAGCAAAAGAAGAAGGACAAAGACAAAAAAACAGAUUCGGAAGAGCCAGACAAGAGCAGGGAUGAGGACAAUGAUGAAGACGAGGAAAGGCUGGAGGAAGAAGAACAGAAUGAAGAGGAGGAAGUGGACAACUGAGUAGGGUGGCGAGACUGUGGCACUUUGGAACCACCUUGAAACAUGGUACGUGUUCGCGCGAAGCUUUUCCCCGCUGGGCAGAGCAGUCUUAGGCAGAAGAGCCUGAGAAGAUCAAAAUAGAAACUGACUAAAAUGAUCAAAACCAGCGCUUGCCACUCUCAGAGCAUCUGAGUAGCAGAAUCCUGUUACUUAACCAUCCUGAAGGUUACUUUCUCGCAGGAGGGAUUCUGAAUGACUAAUGUAGUCAAUUUGAUCUCUCUUCUUUACAUACAUAUACAUAUGUUUAGACAGUUUUUGAUCCCCAGUGCCCUUCUACCCCUCUAGAAAUUCCUUCCCCCAAAAAAGUAAUCACUCUGUGCUGCCAGCUGUGUUCCAGAUCACAGAGGCAGUCAGGGCUCAGGAAAAAUUGGGGCUUUGAUCAUGGUCAGCCUGUUUGAUUAUACAGUGUUUGGUAAUACCAAGUUAUUACCAGUGUCCAAAUGUUAGCUUUAGGAAACUACUAAAAGAACAAUUAAAUCUGUUCUCUUGUCUCUUCACUUGACAGUAACAUUAAUUGAAUUUUGGUUUCUACAGAUCUGCUUGGCUUGGAGCCCUUCCAUAUCGCCUGUAGGCGUUUGACCUGCUGGGGUGGCUGUGCUCUGGGCACACAUGCUUUUAAAUCAGCAGUGUAGAGUGGAAUUAGUCAAGCAAGUGUGUCAGUGUCCUGCUCUUUACAAAAACAGAUGGUUUAGUCUUAAAUGCACCUCACUGCCUGCCACUGUACAGCUUUAGGAUUUAUUGUCACCUCCUGGAAGGUAUAAAAUUCCAGGCUUUCUCUUGUAGUCCUUCCAGACUUGUGACUACGGCUUUUCAUUCUUCCAAUUCACGACAGGUUCCAAACUUUGUUUCUUCUGGGUACAACUUUCUCCCUGUGUGCUUCUCGCUUCCUGUCUCUCUUCUGCCUCUCCUCUGCUCCCCAUUCCCACUUUCUCUCUCUGUCUCACUUCUGCAAUCCAGGAACGUUGAUAACCUGCUUAAUAUCCCAAAGGGCAGGUUCCUCUGAUUCCUUACUUCUAAUCUCCUGUCUUUUAAAAAUGGUUUUGUAAACCUCUCUGAACCUUAAAGGAAAUCUGAUGGUGCUCAGGAAUUCCCCAACCGCCCUCCCCUCCCAGCAGGCUACUCCCUUUCACUGCUUCUAGGGCAUCUCAGUUGAACUUUCUUCAUUUUUUUCUCUUUCUAUUUGGUACUCCAAGCACUUUUUUGUUUGUCUCUAAGUUGAGCGCUUGGAGGUUGACAGGUAGUAAGGUGUAGUUUGACACUGUUAAUACAUUAAAUGAAUACAGUAAAAAGUUUGUUGACAAAUGAGUGAAGAAUGUUGACAAAAUGAUAACGCUUUGUACAAAUAAAGAACAUUCUUGUUAAAAAGUGA
Messenger RNA from Equus quagga, 1990 nucleotides. RefSeq names its product DNA polymerase epsilon 3, accessory subunit (gene POLE3). The record is from RefSeq and is a predicted model, not a curated record. NCBI's taxonomy places the organism in Eukaryota, Metazoa, Chordata, Mammalia, Perissodactyla, Equidae. The coding region runs from base 139 to 582 and encodes 147 amino acids. Gene Ontology annotation, molecular function: chromatin DNA binding; protein heterodimerization activity. Gene Ontology annotation, biological process: leading strand elongation; DNA damage response; heterochromatin formation. The transcript has 4 exons. Gene Ontology annotation, cellular component: CHRAC; epsilon DNA polymerase complex.